Messenger RNA from Panicum hallii, 1504 nucleotides. Its product is annotated as adenylate isopentenyltransferase 5, chloroplastic. The transcript has a single exon. Lineage: Eukaryota; Viridiplantae; Streptophyta; Magnoliopsida; Poales; Poaceae. Bases 67 to 1107 code for a protein of 346 amino acids. Gene Ontology annotation, molecular function: tRNA dimethylallyltransferase activity. Gene Ontology annotation, cellular component: mitochondrion. Gene Ontology annotation, biological process: tRNA modification; cytokinin biosynthetic process. The record is from RefSeq and is a predicted model, not a curated record.
UCUCAAGGACUUCUUGACCAGCUAGUAGUUAAGUAGUUAAUUAGCAACUUAAUCCCGACAAAAACCAUGUCACUCUACUUGGCGCCCACGGCCGCCAUCGUCGCCGCUGCCACCACCCUCCCGAGGCAAGUAGCGCCGCCGAUCGACGUGAGGCGGCUGGAACGGGGCAUGGCGCUUCCGAUGCCGCCAGCGCCCCCACCACCACCGCUUGUAAGUGCCACUAGGUACGUGGGCGCGAGGCACAAGGCCGUGGUGGUGAUGGGCGCGACGGGGACAGGCAAGUCGCGCCUCGCCGUGGACCUCGCCCUCCAGUUCGGCGGCGAGGUGAUCAACGCCGACAAGAUCCAGGUACACGCCGGCCUGGACGUGGCCACCAACAAGGUGACCGAGGAGGAGUGCGCCGGCGUGCCGCACCACCUGCUCGGGGUGGCGCGCCCGGACGACGACUUCACGGCCGCGGACUUCCGGCGCGAGGCGUCCCGCGCCGCGGGCGCGGUCGCGGCGAGCGGCCGCCUCCCGAUCAUCGCCGGCGGGUCCAACUCGUACAUCGAAGAGCUCGUCGACGGCGACUGCCGCGCGUUCCGGGAGCGGUACGACUGCUGCUUCCUCUGGGUGGACGUGCAGCUCCCCGUGCUGCACGGCUACGUGGCGCGCCGCGUCGACGACAUGUGCGCCCGCGGCCUGGUCGGCGAGAUCGCGGCCGCCUUCGACCCGCGCCGCACCGACUACUCCCGCGGCGUCUGGCGCGCCAUUGGCGCGCCGGAGCUCGAUGCCUACCUGCGGUGGUCCGGCGACGACGAGGACGAGCGCGCCCGGCUGCUGGCCGCCGCCAUCGAGGACAUCAAGUCCAACACCCGCCGGCUCGCGUGCCGGCAGCGCGCCAAGAUCCAGCGGCUGGCGAAGCUGUGGCGCGUCCGCCGCGUGGACGCCACGGAGGUCUUCCGGAGGCGCGGCGACGCCGCCGACGAGGCGUGGCAGCGGCUCGUCGCCGCACCAUGCAUCGACGUCGUGCGCUCUUUCCUGCACAGCGGCGACGCCGCGGCUGAUGAUCUUCCACCUGAAGUGCCCGCGUUCGCUCCCACGCCGGCGGCCGCCGUCGCAGUGUGACCAACCGCCUCGCCGUUGGCAGCUGCUUUCACGAGAACGCGUGGUUGAAAGCACGGAGGAGCCAUCAACCACCAUUGCUUGCUUGGUGCGACGGCAUUGGCCCGAGAUCAUCAAGAAAGAGAAAGUGAGUGAGAGUGGAGAGCUUAAAUUACCGUCCGGAAACAUGGGAAUUUCACGGUAAAUCUAUAGAGGUUAGUGUAAUUCCUGCGAGAAUUCUGGGUUUGAAAUUCCUACGGAAACAAAAAAACUACGCUCCAAGACAGAAGAGUGCAGUGGUCAGAUAAAUUGUGUUGCAAAUUCCAUCGUUUAUUUGCAGAGCUCUAGCACCUGUAAUUUUCUCGCCUUUUCUCCCAACUAUAUAUCUUGCAAAUUCUAUAAACUGAUGCUUAUUUUUGUC